AUGAGUGGGGGCGAGCGAGGGCGGCGCUACACAGGGUACUGGGCACCUUUCAAUGCAUGGUGGAGGGCGCACUUGGAAAAGCAUGGCGAGCGCCCAAAAGCAGAGGACCUGAAGAGGUGGUUCCGCGAGGAAUCGCGGCUUGCAUUUCCGAACGAGCCGCCAACGUAUACCAUGAUACGGAAUCAUGCUAAAGGCCUUCGCGACAUUGCUUCAGUUAAACACUAUUUUCGAGACUACAGGGCUCGCAAACGGCGGGCUGUGGCAGACCUCGCGGGCGAACCAUCCCCCCGCUCUGAUCCGGAUGAUGAGGAGGACAACAGCGGCGGCACUGGCACCCCCACAGAUGAAGCGACCUCGGACGAAGACUGGCAGGGCAGCUCCAAAAAGCGGCGCCACAACCGCGACCGCCGCAAGAAAAACAUUCCCCAAGAGCCAAAGGCACAGCCAGGGCCGGCCGGCUCAUCAGCAGGUGCUGAAGUCACGGUGCAGCAUCCGCCGCUGGUCCUUCAGCAACAGCAGCAGCAGGCGGCUGCUGGACGGCGAGACAUGGGCGCGACCUUGGAGGAGCAUGGCGACCUCACUGUGACAGUGACCGUAACACACUUGAAGCGUGAGGUCACCGGAUGCCGUGCGCGAUUGGACUCGAACCUCCCAGCAUCCUCUCCGCCGAGCGGCUCGCGCGCCUCACCGCUCUUUCAGCAACAGCAGCAGCAGCAGCAAAACGAACAACAGCACAAAGACCAACAACAGCAACAACAGCAGCAAAAAGGGCAACCAUAUGAACGUGAGCACUUAAUAACAAGUCCGCACAAGCCGCAACAACAAUCUGAUUUGGGCAACACGGGGCCUUUUUCGGCCAUGGCGCAUCGGUCCGGUAUCAUCCUCGGGCCAGCGGGCUCGGCUGUCCCGCGUCAAAGCGGCGGUGGUACAGCAUUACUCUGGGGCCCCAACUCUGGCGGCGAAUGGCGCAGCUCUCGCACGGAGCUAGUGGCGCAGUGCGCCGAGCUGGACGAAGCAUUGGCAGGACGGUGCGGCGCAGCUGCAGCGGCCCGUGUGGAUGCUGGCUUCGCUUCUCCGCGGGGUAGCAACGAGCUGGGCGGUUGUUCCGGUCCUGGGCUGCACCGCGGCUUGUCGCCGAGACAGCUGAAGCAGCCGCCGCCGCAACAACAACAACAACAGCAGCACCAACAACAGCACCAACAACAGCACCAACAACAGCAACAACAACAGCAACAACAACAGCAACAACAGCAACAACAACAGCAACAACAGCAGCAACAACAGCAGCAACAACAGCAGCAGCAGCAGCAACAACAGCAACAACAACAGCAGCAACAACAGCAGCAGCAGCAGCAGCAGCGCCAACUGCUCCGAUCGCCACAGCAGCAGCAGCAACAGCGACAGCAGCAGCAGCAGCUUCAUGGGUCGAUAACACCUGGCUCAGAGGCCCUGCUCAGGUCCACAGGACCGUCCUUGCAUCGCGAAUCCCAUUCCACCUACAUGUCCGUCGCCAGGCAGACAACUGACCGCGUGCACGCCCCAUGUGCGGCCGCUGCGCAGCACAACGUAGACCGGGUCUCCUUUUCAUCCCCGCUGGUCCAGCGAAGCCUGGCGGCUGCUGCAGGGAUGGGAUCGCACGGCAGCUGUGGGGGUGAGGCUUGGGGCCCUGCUAUGCUACAUCCCGGAGUGAACCCGGCGGCGGCGGCAGGGCACGCAGGGGCCGUGAUGCUCGUCAGUCCCGUGUCGUCCCAGCCCGUGCCGUCUGGCGAUGCCGCUAGUAAGGCAUCCACUGACGUGUUCCGCUGCGGCCGCGCCGCUGCAGAGCUGCCCGCCGGCGGCAACAUGAAUCCGGAGGCGAGGGGCGGCAGUGCCAGCGGCAGAGGCAGCAAUGGCGCGGCCCCUGCUGGGCCUGGCACUGCGUCGUCGGUACCAGAGGCUGUAGAGACCAAAUCUAUCAAGGAUGAGGAGCUGUAUAUCGGGCUGCACGGGCCUGUGAAGUCAGCAGUUCGCAUGGAAGAUCCAGCAGCAGCCACACCACUGGAUUCGAUUGCUGCCCGGAGUAGCGGGGGCGGCCACCACGAAUCGCCGUCACCGCUCUCGCCGUACGGUUUACGGCAUUUGGAUGACCGAGGGGCCUCCCUCCCUGCCGUGACCUCCGACGGCAUGGCGGUGGCAGCAAUGGCUGGUGGCGGCAUCGGCGACGGGCUGCUCCGCAGCGAUGGUGGCGGCGCACCCAUUCCAGUUGAUGCCACUGGCGGCCUUGCGAGGUUCACUUGGCUGCAGCGCAGCAACUGCCACUCGCUCGAUCAGAAUGCCCAGCAUGCCAGUGGUUCAGGGCCCCUCAGUGACAUGGAUGCGUUGGACGGCGGCGGAGGCGGCAGUGGUGCGCACCGUCACGUUGGAAGCCCCGUCGGCCCUUCGCCUCUGUCCAUGGCGUCAUCUCCGCACGCGGUUGCUGAGAGCAAUCUAUAUUCGGGCGGGCCCCAAGCAUCUUUGCAUGGCGGCCUAAUGUGUGGAGACCUUCGAGGUAUGCAGACGAGCAGCGGAUUUCAGGGUGCGCCUUGCAACGCCGGCGAUGCAUUGGCACAGCAGCAGCAGCUAUUGCUGCAGCCGGGGCCUCCGCCGAUGAUGACUGCGGGCCCGCCGCCGGUAACGACAGGCUUCGCGCCCAGCAAGGGCGCGGCGCGUGGGGCCGCCGCGGCGCUUCCUGGCGCGCCGUCGGGCAGCGGCGGCGGUGCAGGACCUACAGCAAUGCAGGCCGGCUCACCGGGGUCGGGGCAGCUGGCCGCGCCGCUGGUGGGCCACGUGGUACUGACGGGGGCGAGCUCGUCUCCCGCUGCAGGCCAUCCCACUAAUCCAGGACUUCGGGCCCCAGCUUAUCCUGGGCAGUACAUGCCGUACGGGCGACCCGUUGUCCGCCGUAGGUACGUGGCGGCCCCAUCGAAUGCCCACCAGCAGCAGCAGCAGCAGCCAGCCGCAUUGCUAUCAUUGCAUCGCCAACAGCAACAUCAGCAACAACAGCAACAACAGCAACCGCAGCAGCUUCACUCGUAUCCUAGCCUGUCACAGGAGCAGCCACUGCUGCUGCCGUCUCGCCAGCCUCAACAGCCGCCGCCACCUUUGCACAUGCGCCACCAGCAGCAGCAGCACCAGCAGCAGCAGUAUUCACACAAUGGCCAGCAACAGUGCUCGCUCACUGGUAUGCCGCCCCCGUUGCCCGGCCCAAUAAUGUCCGCAUGGGCGUCGGGCAGCUGCUCGCCGUCAGCCCUGCACCGCGAGGGCUGUACGCCGACAUACGGCAUGCCGGGCCCGGACCCGUGGGUCGCUCCAGGCCAUGAAGAUAUACGGUCGCCGAUACUGGCCACGGCUGGCAGCGCUCCGGCAGCACCCGUGAGCAAUGACCCACGCGCUUCGGCUCAAGGCCCCCGCGAGUCCCUCUACAUCGAACCAACCAUGACGGGGAUGAUCGUGGGGGAUCCUGGAGGUUACGGCUUCGGUGGAUUGGGCGCCAGGGGGGAGGUGGAAUACGUAGCGGAGGGGUGGGAGCCGGCCGCGAUGUCGCCUGCUGGGGUGCCGGCUGCCGGCGUUGUGGCGGGCGGCGUUGCGAGCGGGGAAGACGCCAUGCUGAUGGAAUCGCUAUGGGGUGGCCUGAACUUUGGGGCGAACGAAGAUUUAGGGAUGCAGUACUUCUUCCCUGCAGGGGAUAUGGGCGGGGCGGGGCAUGCGACUGGUGGCCGAGGCGGUAGCAGGGGUGGCAGCGGAGGUUAUGGCAUUGGUGUGGGGUUUUCUGGCGCCGUUCAGGUGGCGCCGCCAGGGGACCCGCCAGCAUCGGGUUAUCAUUGUGGGGUCGGAGCAUACGGGCUGCCGGAUGCUGGGGCGACGCAGUUCUGA
Molecule: messenger RNA, 3891 nt
Organism: Volvox carteri f. nagariensis
Lineage: Eukaryota; Viridiplantae; Chlorophyta; Chlorophyceae; Chlamydomonadales; Volvocaceae
Exons: 6
Coding region: 1-3891 (1296 amino acids)
Biological process (GO): microtubule-based movement
Cellular component (GO): kinesin complex; microtubule
Molecular function (GO): microtubule binding; microtubule motor activity; ATP hydrolysis activity
Source: RefSeq, a predicted model, not a curated record